GUCCCGGUGAAGCUUAACUUAAGUUGCCUGGCCUGGCCUGCUAUUUUCUUGGUUGUCUCUCUGGUCCACUGAAAGUUUCCAUCCUUUUUCCCUUCUUCUGCUGCUGCUGCUGCUGCUUCUUCUUCUUACAUUUUCCCUCUUUUUUAAUUUUCUCUCUUCUGUUUCUUUCCCUUCUCCAUCCCCCAUUUCCCUCUCCCUUUCCUCUCCUCCAUCAUUGCCUGGGUGCCUGGAUGCCUGAAUGAUGCAGUGAUCCCUUCCCUUCUCUUCCCGGCCUCCUCCCUCCACUCCCUCCUCCCUCUCCUACUUUAGAUAUGUACCUAUCAGUGGAGCUUUAUCUGCUUGUUUGAUUGCUGCUGUGGACCGGGACCUUUGCUACUUUCCAUUCCCACCACUACUACCACCACCAUCAUUACCACACCCCCCCUCCUCCCUCCCCUGAAUUACACCGCAUCACUUUUUAAUUUCAGUGGUUCUUUUCAAAUUGGGACUGGCGGUCCUGUGUCGCCCUCAUAGAUGCUAAUUGGACCGGGAUGCAGUGCCCCAACGAACACCCCCAGUGCUCCCAUUGCACUAGCGACAACAUAAUAUGUCAAUAUAUUCCCUCCUCCCACUCCUUGGUCUGGCCUAGGGUCAAGUCUCGCUCCACCACCCCGACCCUUCCCCCAUCCCGCACCGCCUCCCCUUCCCACAUGAACCCCAGGAUUCUCGCUGAAUACCGCGUCGUCAUGGACCCCGUCGCCCCUUCCAAUCCCACCGGGGAGCUCAACAUUCAAGACCUCGAGUUGAUGAUGCAAUGGUGCACGACCACAUACCGCUCGGUCUCGCGAAAUACCUCGGUAGAGGGAAUCUGGCAGGGCGUCGUGCCGCGGGAAGCCAUGCGCCACCCAUUCUUGAUGCACGGCAUCUUGGCUCUCUCCGCCCUGGACCUGGGCUUCAAUUGCCCCUCCGGCCCGCCCAAAGACUACUACAUCCGAACCGCCCAGGCACAUCAGUCCCGGGCUGUGACCGGUCUCGGCAAGGUCGCCGGAUGUCUGGAUCAAUCCAACUGCAAUGCCGCUUUUGCCUUGUCCAGUAUCAUGGUCGUCUUUUCCUUCGCCCUCCCUCGGACGACGAACAAACACGGGGACGUCCUGAAUGAGCUUCUCAACAUAUUUCGGUUCACACGCGGGUCGGUGGACGUCCAAGGAGGAAUCAUCGAUUGGGUCGCGGACGGCGAAUUCAGCCCGCUGCUCGAGUGCGACACCUCGCAGCCAACCAUGCCCGACACGUCUCGGCUGGCCAUCAUGUCGCUGACACGAAUGAAUGCGGACCUCGCCAGCCGCGAUCCCGCGCAUGAUAAGGCCACGUAUGACACGACGAUCCGGUACCUGAGCUACUCGCUGGACAAGCUGGCCCGGGGCGGAGAAACCAUGAUUAUUGCCUUCCAGUGGAUCUUCCAGAUCCCGCCGCGAUACUUGGAUUUGCUGCAGCAGAGGCAGCCCUUCGCGUUAGCCAUCUUGGCCCAUUACGCGGUGAUUAUCCACUCGCUGCGAGGACAUUGGUGGAUGGGCGAGUGGGGAGCGCGACUGAUCCGGGAGAUCGGCCAGCACCUGGGUGCAGACUGGAGAGACUCAAUCAGUUGGGUGGUGGAUGCGACAGGCUGCUAUAUUCCUCCAGUCUGAGACGGUUCAUGGAGAUAAGUACCUAUUUUUUUCCACUCUCCAGGCCAUGAUAUGCAGUUCAGACACCGACAAUGGAUGCAUCCGCACGCUGGAGAGCACAUCGUAUGGUCAACAUAACCUCCCUUGAGAGACGCGUGCAGCGUGCACGCUGCCCGUCGAUAGCCUUGAAACCCAAGGGAAACACUACUGCCAUCUGUGGGGCCAGGCUCUAACUUGACUGGCCUACCCGGAACUCAUGCAAUCGUGAACAAGAGGGAAUUAUGCAGUGGACUGCAACAGAAAGAAGACCAAGACAUGACGGGAAAUCACAUUUGGGGAGGCCGACCGGGGAUAAGCACUAAGAGCGGAGCGGAAUAAACACCACAACGAAGAAAGACAAAUGCAAUAAACUAGUGGAAUACUUAGUUGGCUAGCCGGUGGACAUGAAGGAGAAAAAAACUCCGAUCGCCAAUCACUCAACAGCGCAAUUUGAACAAGGGUGCUGGACAUCUACAACAUCUACUACUAUCUAUGGCAUGAUCACAUGGGACGCAUACUCGCUUGGCAUGAGAUGGAUGAUACCUCAUCAGCAAUACACGGCGUCCUUUGGUAUUUCAUUUCGGUUUCAGAGCAAGCUAUGCAUACAUACAUUUCAAUCCAAUCAUAGAUUCACACACGA
Messenger RNA from Aspergillus welwitschiae, 2319 nucleotides. RefSeq lists its product as uncharacterized. The record is from RefSeq and is a predicted model, not a curated record. NCBI's taxonomy places the organism in Eukaryota, Fungi, Ascomycota, Eurotiomycetes, Eurotiales, Aspergillaceae. Gene Ontology annotation, biological process: regulation of transcription by RNA polymerase II. The transcript has a single exon. Gene Ontology annotation, molecular function: DNA-binding transcription activator activity, RNA polymerase II-specific. The coding region runs from base 531 to 1661 and encodes 376 amino acids.